Varroa destructor (honeybee mite) is the source of this 1631-nucleotide messenger RNA. RefSeq lists its product as uncharacterized. The record is from RefSeq and is a predicted model, not a curated record. NCBI's taxonomy places the organism in Eukaryota, Metazoa, Arthropoda, Arachnida, Mesostigmata, Varroidae.
CUACCCGAAGUCUUUCUGCUGUUUUUGCCAUUAGCCUGGUUGGACCUGACGGCUAACUUGUCACCUAAUACGACUUGGUGUGACCUCCACCUGCGUACGAACAUUAUCUAAGCAAAAAGGCUUGCAUAUGUUACGCAUGUGUAAUACCAGCGGGUGGACAUUUCCACUAACAACGCUGCUGCUUAGACACUACUUGCACUGCAGCCACUGCCUGGUACGUUACUUGGUUACGUGCGAUUUGAUUAGGCCUUCUCAAACGAAUGCCUAUUACUGUUGGUACAAUGUCGUAGAUAAUGAUUUGUGGUGUUGGCAUUUGGCGGUGUACUGAUAUGCGCACGCUCUAAAUAGAGCGGAAUUAUCUUGUGCCGAACAAUAUUUAGUGACAGCCAUUGUCAAAGCUCACUUAAGCAGGGUGUGUCGCCGCUGGUGAUUGACGCACAUUGCUUGAUCCCCCCCCCCCACUCGCUUUGCUGGUCUGAAUAGAUAACCACUGGCUACGAGAGGCAACUCUUCUCCGGUACGGCGGCCACUCAACGACUUGCAGACGACGAACACGAUAAAAGACCGUUCAAGCAAGCUAAGCAACGGCGGCAGCACCAAGUGCUCUUCAAUCCGUGGCAGCAUUCGGCUAAAAAGUGCUUUCAGGACAUCGAUUACAAAACUCAGUCGUCAUAUAGAGACAAGUGGUGAACAGAGAGCGAAUUCUGUUUCCUAAAAAGAUCUAUAAAAGUGUAAGAUACCACAAUGCGUGUCGGUACGAUCGUGCUUUUGGUGUCGGUGAUUGCCCUUGUCUGCCUGGCCAAUUCGGCCGACGCCGCUAAGAAAAGCGAGUCAGGAAAAUCCGGUAAAGGCUUCGAAAACGGUCAACAAGGCGCCGUCUCAAAAGAUAGGAGCAUGAAAAGGGGUGUUAAGGCUUCGAAGUAUAGUAAAGAGGCCAACGUCAAAGAGAAUAUCGACAAAUCUGGAAGGAAUGAGAAGGCCGCGUACUACUCAAAAAAUCAGAAAGUUAAAGGACAAAAGCAGACCAAGGUGAAGAAAUCAAAACGCGUCGCUGAGCAGUCUGUUUCUGAAGAGGCCAUUGCUGUGCCAGAGAAAUGUCCUGAAUGUGAGCCGGCACCUGAGUGCCCACAAUGCCCCGUGUGCCAGGCAGCUGCUGAAGCCGUUACCGCUACUGCUGCCGAGAUUGCCGAAGAUGGAGUCGUCGUGGAGGAGGCUUGCGAAGCCACGAUCGAAGCUGGCCUAUUCUGUGACCGAUCCUGUUCGUGCGUCCAGGGGACCGUGUGCUUCGCCGCUGCGGCCGACGCUUCACACGGUAUCUGUAAAGUCCCCGAAUCCGAGGAUCUGAACAUGGGUGUCUACCUUUCGUAAGCUGCAAACCGCACCAGAUCAACAUACUUCCGUAAACCGCGCCGGAACAUCAUUCGUAAUAUCGUAGCUCGGUCAGGGACGUACUGGAGUCUCGUUCCAGAAGUGAAUCCACGUUGUCGGUCCAUUAUGGCGAGAGACUGAUGACUUCUGCACGAAAAACAUGAAGAAUGAAGUCGAUCUCGCUGGACAAAUCACUUUUGAGAAAGAGGGUACUACUGCAUAAUCUUAACAAUAACUGUGUAGCAGUAUUCUAAGUGAUUGUU